Messenger RNA from Nothobranchius furzeri (turquoise killifish), 1759 nucleotides. RefSeq names its product ras homolog family member V (gene rhov). NCBI's taxonomy places the organism in Eukaryota, Metazoa, Chordata, Actinopteri, Cyprinodontiformes, Nothobranchiidae. Gene Ontology annotation, molecular function: protein kinase binding; GTP binding; GTPase activity. The record is from RefSeq and is a predicted model, not a curated record. Gene Ontology annotation, biological process: Cdc42 protein signal transduction; establishment or maintenance of cell polarity; endocytosis.
UCAAUUUAGAAUUGAUCUGUUUAUAACAUUCUACAAACCCCUUUUACUUUUUAUAAACACGCUCUCCAAAUGUUCUAAAUUGGACAUUUAUCAUUUUUAAUUUGAGUUUUACACCCUUAUUUUGAAAUAAACUCUAAUUUGAUUGAUAAUUUCAAGAUGUAACAAAUAACCUGUUCCAGGUAUUUUGUUAUAAAAAGCCUGUUAAAAACAAGAGCGCUGUGGUCCUAUAGUACUUUUGCUGUAACAAUGUGAUUUAUAAAGCUAAGUCUUCGCAGCUUUUAUUUUGAAAUAACAUAAAAAACGGAAUUCUCUCUGCCAAACUUUUUUAAAGACAUGUCCUUUGGUCAUUAAUCCAUGGAGUGCUCAGGGGGAAGUGGGUCAGACUCUGGUUUCAAAACUGACUAUAAACUGGAAAACAUAGGUACAAUUUUCAGCAAAAUUCAAAGUAUGUAUAUUUGAUGGUAAUAAAGUCAAGCACGGGAGAGUCACUUUCAUGGUUUGGGACUUUUUUUCCAGAUUUCUAACGUUCUUAGUGCAGUGGGCGUGUCUUUCUAUGCAAAUCACAACCUGUGUAAACAGAAGGUUGGGUCCUCCUCCCGCACAUGUCCCCGAUCCUCCGGCGGAGCAGCCGCGUGCUCAGGAAGACGCGCAGCUCAGCACACGUCUGAGCUCAUUCUCUGGUUCAGCGAGCAAGCGGAGGGAGAGACUGCGAUCGGAGAUUUCAUGCCCUGCUCGACAUGCCACCUCACAUGGAUUACUUCUACCACGAGUCCCGAGUCCCUUCAGCCUGCGGGCUGACCCGGGAGGACGAGCUGGAUCCCGCAGUGAUCAGCUGUAUGCUGAUCGGAGACGGUGCAGUGGGGAAGACCAGCAUGAUCAUCAGCUACAUCUCCAAUGGAUACCCGGCGGAGUACAAACAGACGGGCUUUGAUGUUUUCUCAGGUCAGGUCCAAGUAGAAGGAUCUCCAGUCAAAGUUCAGCUCGUGGACACAGCAGGACAGGAAGAAUUUGAUGAAUUCAGAGCCAUGUCCUACGAACACGCGGACGUCUUCCUGCUGUGCUUCAGCAUGGUCGACCCGGCAUCGUUUCACAGCAUCACCAAGAAGUGGAUACCAGAGAUCCGGGCCCACAACCCCUCCUCGCCCGUCAUUCUGGUCGGGACUCAGUCUGACCUCCUGCUGGACGUCAAUGUCCUCAUCAACCUGGACCGAAGCAACGUCAAGCCCAUCCUGAGCCCCAGAGCCCGCAGCAUGGCGGAAAAGAUCAGGGCCACGGACUACAUCGAGUGCUCCUCGCUCACGCAGAAGAACCUGAAGGAGGCUUUCGACGCCGCCAUCUUUGCUGCCAUUAAGAACAAAGCGCGCAAGAGCAAGAAGAGGAGGUUUUCCGACAGGCGCACCAAAGCUUUCUCCAGAUGCAGCUGGAAGAAGUUCUUCUGUUUCAUAUGAACUCAUCUUCUUCUAAAAAAAAGACAUUUUAACUUAUUUAAACACUUUAUAUCCACUUUUGAUCACCUCUCAGAUUUGUGGUAUCCUUCUGUUGCUUCAAAACUUUGUCUUGGAUGCCAAAUAUGGGGAAAAAAAGGACAUCAAGAGUAUCAUGGAGUAUUUUCAUGCCACAAAACUUCAAUAUUUGUUCCAAUUCAGCAGAAAAACAACCAAAUUUGCACAUUUUCUUGUGUGUCCAUCUUUACAAAGUACCGUAAAGUCGUCUGAGGCGUUCAGGGACAGGAUUGUAGCAGCAUGGGGGGGGGGGGGGG